AUGAACAGACCUCCUCAUACACAGCUCACAGGCCUCGCAUUAUCCUCUCUUUCAAAUCAACUCCCAGCACGCAUAAGCGUCCCUCCAUUCCCUAUUACCUUACACCGCCGCCUCAUCCUCUCUCUCACAGACCAUGGUCUCCUGCUCAAGCCCGUCGGCAUCGUCCCGGUGUCCGAAGACCCAGCUGUCCUGAUCCACUGGGGACUCAAAGGCAAGGUCGAACCUUAUGGCUCGGCACCCGCAAGCACCGGCCAAGGCGAUGACGAGGUCGAGAUUGGCGGUGUGCUUGGCAUCGUGCGGUUAUGGGACGCCGCAUACCUUUGUGUCUUCCUUCCCGCAACCAAGCAACCCACACGCCUCUUCCAAACCGACGACGACCCCUUCAGCGACCAGGAGCAGCAGCGGGUCGUCCAUGAGAUCUUUACCCUCACUGACGUGCACUUUGUGCCCCUUGUGCCCGACCUUGCCAAUUUGCAGAUUCGGCACCUGUCCAGGAUAAUGUUGAAGCGGGUACCGAAGAAGCCAAAGCCCAAGACACGAUGGCGUCUGCCAUGGUCGCCUGCACUCGGCACAGCUCCAUCGACGGACGAGGAGUCGUCCGAGUCCGAAUCGGAAAUCGACUCGGCAGAUAUAUCUCGGAGAUCGUCUGAGAUUGCACCCGAGGCCGACGAGACACCGAUCCCGCUCCCACCACCUCCUGAGGAAGACACGCCCGAGGCCCGUGUCAAGCGGCGUCUGUCACUAGGCUGGGGCCGCUUCAAGCCUCGACUGGGGACGCCGCGGACCAAGCCGUCCACCAAUGCAGCGACCACAACUUCUGAGAAAGAAGGGGAAGAGGAAGUUGAUGAGCAGGAGAUGACGGUACUUCCCAAGGUCACGGUCGAGCCUCCCCUCGACGCUGUGCCCGAAGGGGACGAGAGCCGCUCGUCCACGCCAGUCGACGUUCCGCCGUCGCCCUCGCUCUCAGUGGCCAGUGCAGGCAGCGACCGACCGUCGCGACCUGGUACACCGACCCCAGCGCCCAUCAUUGAUGCGCCGCAGCGCCGGGACCUCGAGACCAAGAUCCUGCGCCAGAUGCAGCAGGAGCUGGGGUCGGGCGAGUUCUACUACUCGUUCGAGUUUGACUCGUCGCACACGCUCCAGUACAAGAGAAGCCGCCUGUCGACCCGGACGACAUCGACGUCUCUGCUAGAGCAGCUCCUAAGCGAAGGUGGCCCGCCCGAAAAGCCGUUCUUCCCACGCUCUGGCAACACACCACCCACUUCGCCUGGCGCGCGCUCCGCCAGAUCGACAACGUCGGCCGCCGAGAUGGGCGACAUCGUCGAGCCCGACGUCCACCUCCCUUUGUGGCGACGGUACGAUCGGCGGUUCUUCUGGAACGAGCACCUCAUGCGCGACUUCAUCGACCUUGGGCUACACGCGUACAUCCUCCCCGUAUCACAGGGUUGGGUGCAGGCCUCCACAUUCACGAUCCCCCUCCCCCCGACACUAGCCGACGAAGAAGCACUGCCACCGAUCCCCGUCAACAUUGCACUUAUUUCGCGUCGAAGCAAGGAGCGUGCCGGCCUGCGAUAUCAGAGACGUGGAAUUGACCACGAGGGUCACGUCGCCAACUUUGUUGAGACGGAGAUGAUGGUGCGCGCUCUCGUCGGUGGCAAGGUCUCGCUCUUCAGCUUUGUGCAGAUCCGCGGUUCGAUCCCGCUCAAAUGGAGCCAGACGCCGUGGUCGAUGAAGCCGCCGCCUGUUCUCGAUCUCCCUGUUGACCAGACAUUCUCCGUUGCAAACUUGCACUUUGACGACCUGCGCCAGCGCCACGGUCCCAUCACCGUCGUCAACCUGUCUGAGCAGCACGGCCGGGAGGCGGCUGUUACGAACGGGUUCACAGAGCUCGUGGCGGAUCUCGGUCGUCCGGAUAUCCACUACGUCCCCUUUGACUUCCACGAGCAUUGCAAGGGCAUGAACUGGGCCAAUAUCUCGGACCUCAUCUCGCAGCUCGAUUUCAGCGCCAUGGGCUAUCUCUGGUGCCUCGAGGGCGAUGCCGUGCGGGAGCAACACGGCGUGUUCCGGACCAACUGCAUUGACUGCCUGGAUCGCACCAACGUAGUGCAAUCGGCCAUCGCGCGCCACGUUCUCACCCAGAUGCUCCUUCAGCUCGGUGUCGUCGUCGACCCAGCCACCAGUAACAUCGAGACAGUGUUCAACGACAUUUGGGCCAACAACGGCGACAUGAUCAGCAUGUGCUACGCGCACACCACGGCGCUCAAGGGUGACUUUGUGCGCACGGGCAAGCGCGACAUCUCUGGCAUGCUCAACGACGGUGUGAGCUCGCUCAGUCGCAUGUUCUACGGCGCCGUCACGGACUUCUUCGCGCAGGCUGUCAUCUCCUUCAUGCUUGGCCACCGCAACAUGGGUGUGUUCAACGAGUUCCUCCAGGAUCUGCAGACGACCGAGUCGUCUGCCCUCAUCAAGCAGUCGCGAAUCCGUGCCGCCGCCAUUGAGACGAGCUCGGCACGUGUGCUCAGUGAAGGCGAACACCGUGUCGCGGGUUGGACGCUCCUCUCCCCGGACCAGCGCAACACCACAGUCUCACUCAAGCUUGAGGAGAAGGUCUUGCUUCUUACCAAGCAGGCGCUCUACGUCGUCUCGUUCAACUAUACCUUGGAGAAGGUCAACGAGUUCACCCGCAUCCCGCUCAAGUCCAUUACCUCGAUCCAGAAGGGCGCGUACAUCCUUUCGGCGCUACAGGAGGCCGGGCGUGACGCGACUGAGAAUGCCGGUUUCGUAGUCCGCUUCUCCCCUGCCGACGAAGGGACGCGAUACAGCACCUUCUCGAUCCGGGCAAAGGACGUAGCGACCCCUGCGCCCAAGAGCCUUUUCGGCACGCCGACCAAGCUCAAGCGCUCGUCCAAGUCUCCAGUCAGCACGCCCAAGACUCCCAAGACCCCCGAGGCGGUAGUGGAGCUCUCGGCAGUGGACCCCGACGCGGACGAGUUCUUCGCCUUCAAGGCCCUUCCUCGCGAAUUUGCUGCACGUAACGGACCCGCUUCUGAUGAUGAGGACGACGACGUAGGCCUAGAAGCGGGCGAGACGUGCGCCGCGACGGUCGACCGUAUCGUACGCCGCAUCAGGGACCAGUGUGCGCGUGUCCAUACGAUCGGGGACGACUUUGUCGAGAACAAGGACGUUGUUAGCAUCUCGGAUGCUGAGAAGCUCGUCUCUGUACUCGCGAGGGUCGAUUACGCUUGGAAGCGUUUCCUGUGGCUCUGA
Cutaneotrichosporon cavernicola is the source of this 3267-nucleotide messenger RNA. RefSeq lists its product as uncharacterized. The coding region runs from base 1 to 3267 and encodes 1088 amino acids. Gene Ontology annotation, cellular component: endoplasmic reticulum. The transcript is spliced from 11 exons. The record is from RefSeq and is a predicted model, not a curated record. NCBI's taxonomy places the organism in Eukaryota, Fungi, Basidiomycota, Tremellomycetes, Trichosporonales, Trichosporonaceae. Gene Ontology annotation, molecular function: phosphatidylinositol-4-phosphate phosphatase activity. Gene Ontology annotation, biological process: phosphatidylinositol dephosphorylation.